Owenia fusiformis is the source of this 367-nucleotide messenger RNA. The record is from the annotation of a GenBank genome assembly. NCBI's taxonomy places the organism in Eukaryota, Metazoa, Annelida, Polychaeta, Sabellida, Oweniidae.
AUCACAGGUGGCUACAAUAGGAAGGAAACCAGUGAAACCAACAAAUUUUCGUGCUCGGUUUAAUAACUGGAAUGAUGGACAUGUCUCUUGGGAACCUGAACAGAAGAAUGCUACCUUCCUGCAUACAGCAACCACUGUUUCAUACAGCUUUUUGCACCCAAGCUCUGGAGGAUUGACACCAUGUACAUCUGAAGACAAGGAGCAUAAAUCCAAUUGCAUCUGUUCUUCAAAUCAUUGUAACUUUACUCAUAUUUCUGCCAGGCUUUACCUUUAUUUACAAAUUGAUUGUAUCAAUGAUAUUGGUAAAACCACUGCAAGAGAGAGAAUAGACAUGGAAGCAAAUAUGGUCCCUUAUGCUGUAAAUAAG